UCCUUGUCGCCGCGCGGCGUCCCGGGCGGGCGCGCGCCGCGAUGGCAGCGGCCGAGCGGGCCUGAGCGCCGCCCGCCCGCAGCGCCGGCCCCUCCGGCCCAGCCAUGGCGAAGCAGUACGAUGUGCUAUUCCGGCUGCUGCUCAUCGGGGACUCCGGGGUGGGCAAGACCUGCCUGCUGUGCCGCUUCACCGACAACGAGUUCCAUUCCUCGCACAUCUCCACGAUCGGUGUUGACUUUAAGAUGAAGACCAUAGAGGUUGAUGGCAUCAAGGUGCGGAUACAGAUUUGGGACACGGCGGGGCAGGAGAGAUAUCAGACCAUCACAAAGCAGUACUAUCGACGGGCCCAGGGAAUAUUUUUAGUCUACGACAUUAGCAGCGAGCGCUCCUACCAGCACAUCAUGAAGUGGGUCAGUGAUGUGGAUGAGUAUGCACCAGAAGGUGUCCAGAAGAUCCUUAUAGGGAAUAAGGCAGAUGAAGAGCAGAAACGGCAGGUGGGAAGAGAGCAAGGGCAGCAGCUGGCUAAGGAGUAUGGCAUGGACUUCUAUGAAACAAGUGCCUGCACCAACCUCAACAUUAAAGAGUCUUUCACGCGUCUGACAGAGCUGGUGCUGCAGGCCCAUAGGAAGGAGCUGGAUGGUCUCCGGACACGUGCCAGCAACGAGUUGGCACUGGCAGAGCUGGAGGAGGAUGAGGGCAAACCUGAGGGCCCGGCGAACUCUUCGAAAACCUGCUGGUGCUGAGGUUCCUGCGUGGAGCACCCACACGAUCCCCCCUCCCUCAGGAGGCCAGUGGGCAGACAGGGAGUCGGGGCUUGGCCCUGCCUCUCUUCUCAUUUGGGUGACCCUGUGGAACAUCAGUAGCUGCUACCCCCCCGCCUGGUCCUGAGAGCAGUGCUGUGUCAUCUCCGAGCAGCCUCUGCCCCCAGCCCCUCUAGCCUGGAGUGGUGUCCUCCAGUCUGUUUCCCAGCCACAGGCCUGCUGUGAGCCCCAAAUGUGCUACACGUGCUGUCUCACCACCCUAGCACCCCACACAGUGGCCCAGUCUGGAGACAAGGCCACUUUAAGGCUCCUUCUUUCUCAGUGCAUCUUGUCUCCUCUCCGCUUUUUCUCUCUUCUUCCCACUUCUCUUUCUCUGUCCCCUUCCCCUCCAGUGUGUUUGUGUCCCAGCCCCUCAUACCCCUUUCCCUAUGUGUCCUGCUGUGUGGCUGCUAGUGCAGCCUCUCUUCCCUUUCUCCCUAACCCUGUCUAAGGGAAUGGACUCAGGCUCAUGGGGAUGUUCCAUACUCUGCUCUGGGGAGAAGGCCCCCUUGCUUUGUGGGUGGGCCAGAGGCUACGGGGUGCUUCUUCCUCUCCUCCCUCCCCCACCCCGUCUCUUCUUGUUCCAUGGGCCUGCCUCCCCACUGAUCUGGGAAAGUGGAACAUCAAGGUAGGAAUGAAACACCAAACUGGUGGUCCUCAAGCCAGGGCUGUCCUACCUCUCCCUGCCCGCCCCCCAGCUUGGGCCUUGCUUGGCUGCCUGCCCACCUGCCUCUUUUGGGGAACUGAGCUUGGAGGCAGGUACCUCAGAGAAGGAAAAAAAGUGAUGAGGGGUGGCAGGGAUAAAAAUUCACCUCCAUUCUCUACCUCCCAUGCAGCGUGUACACAGUUUCUCCCCACCUGGGUUCCUGAACAUAAGAUGUGGACCAGGGCCUGAGGGCACUUCAAGGGCAAGGAGACCCCUGGGGCCAGAGGUACUGCCAAGCCAAGCAUGCACUCCAAAAAGGAGAGCACUUGGAAUGAAGGACUAGCUCCUAUAUAUCAGGUGAAGAGAAGGGAUUGCAGGCCAGGGAUGGCAGUUUGCAAACCAGAGGGGAACAUGGCAGCAGCAGGGCUUCCUGGGUUCCAUCUUCCAUUUCUUGUGGAAACCCCACACUCCCCUGGCCGGUGAGAGGUGACAUAGCCACAUUGGUGGUCUUUCAUUGAACCUAGCCUUCAGCUCUCACAGUUUUCCUGAGACCCAAAGUUUGUGGAGAAGGGCAGGGCCUUCAUGGGGAGAAAGAACGAAAGCCCCAGUAGAAAUGCUUGGUGCUGUUCUCUUCAGCCUCCAGGACAACGUGCUCUUCUUGCCCCUCUAGCUCCUGAGGAGGAGGCUUGAGGGUGUGCCAAUUGCACUGUGGCUGCAGGUGGAGGGAAGCGGCUCCCUCCCCCAGAGCUCUUUGUUCAGGAAGAAGUUUCUUUAACACCAUGUGGCCCAAGAGUAGCUUGAAGGAGGCCUUUUAAGGAAGGAACAGGUCAGCUGCCAGCUCUCGUAGGGCUCCUCCCCACCGUCCCAAGAUGGAGGAGCCUAGGUAGGAGGAUCAUUCUUAAACUACAUAUUAGCCAUAUCGCAUGGCAGGGGCUGGAGCUAAAACAAAGAACUGGGCUCUGGACCAGAACCCAGGGCUCACACAUGUGAAGGGUUAAGAGCCCCACUUCCUUGCUCCUCCAAAAAGGGGCUGGGGGGUGAAAUCACCAAACCUUUCCUCCUGACUCUUCUCAAACCAGGAGAGAACAGGAGAGGGUAGCUCAGGAUGUAGGAAUUGGGGAUAGGUUAGCGCAGUGGAAGGAAAAGGAGGGCAGGAGUAGUUAGGGUUAGGAGUAGUUGGCUAAUGAGAUAUUUAGAGAGCGGACUUUAGGAUGAAGUGAUGACUAAGGCUGGAGAUGCUGCCUUGACUGACUCCUCAGGUGUCAAGACAUGCAGCAUCACACUGGAGGGAGGUCGGUAAUGCCAACCCUUGGUGUGCCCUCAGCCAGGGACUUGAGUCAGGGCAAGUUUUAUUGGGCAUUGGUGCCAACCUGUGGGUCAGUCUAGCAGCUUUCCCUGGAGAUCAGGCGGCACCACUGCCUGCUCUCCUCGCCCCCUCAGGAAAAAGGGACUAUAUUUUUACUGUACCCUAGAAGUUCGGGAAAGGAAAACCUGGGGUCAGGAUUCUAUGGCCUGAUCAGCCCCGUCCACCAGGGCCACAGCUGGGGAGAGAGAUGGGAGCAGGAGGAGAGUUGGGAUUUUGGGGAGCAGCUCCGCUCAGUAGGUAUCAGAGUUGGCCUCUCACCCCUAAACUUCCCCUGUCCAGGAGGUGGCCUGGGAUCUGGCAUUCGGCCCAGACUGUUAAGCAGGCGCUCCUGCCUGUUUCCUCCUCGCCACCUCUGCGCCUGCUGUCUUGAGACUCAGCCCCAGGCACUCCACCCACUCCUGACCCCCCACCAUCUCCCUGUGAUGGGUGAACUUUGUGUACUGUGUCUUGGGUCCAGUAAAUGAAUUGUGAGCAGGGUUCAUCUAUUUUAAACACAGAUGUUUACAAAAUAAAGACUAUUUCAAACCACA
Messenger RNA from Equus caballus (horse), 3342 nucleotides. RefSeq names its product RAB15, member RAS oncogene family (gene RAB15). Gene Ontology annotation, molecular function: GTP binding; GTPase activity. Gene Ontology annotation, biological process: Rab protein signal transduction. NCBI's taxonomy places the organism in Eukaryota, Metazoa, Chordata, Mammalia, Perissodactyla, Equidae. The record is from RefSeq and is a predicted model, not a curated record.